Molecule: messenger RNA, 2977 nt
Organism: Oreochromis aureus
Lineage: Eukaryota; Metazoa; Chordata; Actinopteri; Cichliformes; Cichlidae
Product: E3 ubiquitin/ISG15 ligase TRIM25-like
Exons: 1
Coding region: 184-1902 (572 amino acids)
Molecular function (GO): protein binding; zinc ion binding
Source: RefSeq, a predicted model, not a curated record
CCCCUUCACAGACCUGCCAGGUUUUAGAUUGGUGUAACUGGCAAGCAGCUGAGUGUCAGAGUUGAUAAGCUUCAUUUACUGCAGGCUCUUUAAUAAACAAGCAUGGCGAGCUUUUAGCUUACAGUACAAACUCUGCUGAAGGAAACUGAAGCAAUCUUGAGUACCCUGGGACUGAGAAGAGAAAUGGCGAUAAAAAGAGUUGAUCUGGAUCAGGACACAUUCUCUUGUUCGAUCUGUUUGGAUCUAUUUAAGGAUCCGGGGACUAUUCCCUGUGGACACAGCUACUGCAUGAACUGUAUUAAUGGCUUUUGGGAUGGAGAGGAAAAGAAGAAAAUCUACAGCUGCCCUCAGUGCAGACAGACUUUCACAGCGAGGCCUGUCCUGGUGAAAAACAUCAUAGUAGCAGAUUUCGUGGAGGAGCUGAAGAAGACUGGACUCCAAGCUGCUCCUGCUGAUCACUGCUAUGCUGGACCUGAAGAUGUGGCCUGUGAUGUCUGCACUGGAAGAAAAAUGAAAGCAGUGAACUCCUGUCUGGUGUGUUUGGUCUCUUACUGUGAGAAACAUGUUAAGCUUCAUUAUGAAUGUCCUGCAUUUGACAAACACAAGCUGGUGGAGCCCUCCAAGAAGCUCCAGGAGAACAUCUGCUCUCGUCAUGAUGAGGUGAUGAAGAUGUUCUGCCGUACUGAUCAGCAGAGUAUCUGUUAUCUCUGCUCUGUGGAUGAACAUAAAGGCCACGACACAGUCUCAGCUGCAGCAGAAAGGACUGAGAGGCAGAGAGAGCUGGAGGUGAGUCGACAAAACAUCCAGCAGAGAAUCCAGGACAGAGAGAAAGAUGUGAAGCUGCUUCAACAGGAGGUGGAGGCCAUCAAUCAGUCUGCUGAUCAAACAGUGGAGCACAGUGAGAAGAUCUUCACUGAGCUGAUCCAUCUCAUCCAGAAAAGAAGCUCUGAUGUGAAGCAGCAGAUCAGAUCCCAGCAGGAAACUGAAGUGAGUCGAGUCAAAGAGCUUGAGGAGAAGCUGGAGCAGGAAAUCACUGAGCUGAAGAGGAAAGAUGCUGAGCUGAAGCAGCUCUCACACACAGAGGAUCACAUCCAGUUUCUACACAACUACCCCUCACUGUCAGCACUCAGUGAGUCUAUAUGCUUUAUUACAAUCCACUCCUUUUGUCUGCAGCAUUUUGACAGAGUGCAAAGGGCACUAUCAGAGACCAGAGAUAUACUGCAAUCAAUUCUAAGAGAGAAAUGGACAAACAUCUUACUGAAAAUCACUAAUGUGGAUGGUUCACUACCAGAAUCUGAGCCAAAGACCAGAGAUGAAUUCUUGAAAUAUUCAUAUGAAAUCACACUGGAUCCAAACACAGCAAACAGAUACGUGUUACUAUCAGAAAAAAACAGAAAAGCAACAUUCAUGACGGUAAUACAAUGUUAUCCUAAUCAUCCUGACAGAUGUACUGCAAGAGGUCAGAUUCUGAGUAGAGAGAGUCUGACGGGACGUUGUUACUGGGAGGUGGAGAAAGGUUCAGGAGGUGCUUUAGUGGUGGUGGCAUACAAAGAUAAUAACACUGAAAAAAGAUUUGGAGAAAAUGACAAGUCGUGGGCUUUGGGUUUUUACAAACAUCGUUAUGAUUUCAAACAUAAUAAUAUCACCACUCCUGUCUCAGGUCCUCGUUCCUCCAGAGUAGGAGUGUACCUGGAUCACAGAGCAGGUAUUUUGUCCUUCUACAGCGUCUCUGAAACCAUGACUCUCCUCCACAGAGUCCAGACCACUUUCACUCAGCCGCUCUAUGCUGGACUUCAGCUUAAUAGUCCCACAGGAAACACCGUAGAGUUCUGUAUGCUUAAACAGGGAAGAGUUACUGAACAGAAACAGAAAGUCCCCAGGUUUCUCAGCACUGAGGGGUAAAAGCGAUAUAUUAUGCUUUUCAUGAGUGCACCCUGCUGUGCCCCUGGUUGAACUAAGGCCAAUUUAGAUAAAGAAAUAGGGAUUGGCCCUGCCUGUACAGAAGCACCACCCACCUGCUUUUUAAUCCUUCUGCUAACGAAGGAGUUGUUCUAAGAAUUAAAAUAUGGAGAUGGAAAGAAGAAUAACAGGUACCCUUUAAAAUAUUAAACAAGUCACAAUGUCUGCUACAGAAAAAAAAAAUAUAGAGUAGAAAUAAUGAAGUAAAAGGAUUAACAACACCCAGAUUAUAAAGUACUCUAGGUAUUGAGUUUUUCUACUUUUCACUUCUGAUGUUUUUAUGUUAUGUUUAUUGCUUCACAUUAAUAUGAUAUGUUCUAUUUACUUCUUGCUUUGUAAAUUUUUAAAUUGUGUCUGUUUUUACAGUUUGUUUUAAAUUAAUUGUUAUUAUUUUGUUUUAUUUUAGCUUGAUUUUGAUUCACUUAGUUUCCAGACUUAAGUUUUAUGGCUAUUUGUUUCAGUUGAGUUUCUAUUGUUUGAGAAUGUUUAAUUUUCAAACUACACUUGACUGUUUGUGAGAUGUAGACAUCACAGGCUCAAUAAACACAUGUACAAAUUCCUCAUUUUGGUUGAUGCUUUGAGAAAUUUAAUAAAAAAUUAAAGAUUUUACUUUUUUGUAUUUUUUGUAAGUUGUUAUAUUUUUUGUUUUCAAAUGUUUCUUCAUUUUACUGAACUUUCAUAACCUUGUCUUUGACAAAAUCUUGGGGAAGACACUCUCCAGUGUUUACUUGAUAGGGUUUCUGCCAACAAAGCUGGGUCCAUAAAGACAAUCUGCAUGAUAACUGUAACUUAAUCUUUCAUCUUUGUGAUGAACUGAAACAAUGAUUGUGGAUGUGUUGUUGCACAACAUCAGUGUUGGACUUUUCUAAGGUCUUGUAUGGAUAAAUGGUUAUAAAUUCCUGCCUCCAUGCUCAGCAUCUGCAUCUCAUUUAUUUGGUUGUGUUUGAAUUUGGGUGCCUGGUAAGUAUAUUUGUGGUUGUAUCUGCAUACUUUAGGCAAAGCAUUGCAGCUCUUCAUU